Dacryopinax primogenitus is the source of this 2958-nucleotide messenger RNA. RefSeq lists its product as uncharacterized. The coding region runs from base 1391 to 2311 and encodes 306 amino acids. The transcript is spliced from 15 exons. The record is from RefSeq and is a predicted model, not a curated record. NCBI's taxonomy places the organism in Eukaryota, Fungi, Basidiomycota, Dacrymycetes, Dacrymycetales, Dacrymycetaceae.
GCCAAUUCUGCUCCGAUCCCGCCUUCACGAGCAACUCACCUGCCAUCCUUGCGCCCGUAGCGAUUCCUUGGUCUCAGGUGGUCGCUGGACUCUUUGGACGUUGAACCCUGGAUGACCCCUUCCAAGAGCGCAGGAUCUCACCUUGAGUGCGGGGGGAUAAACGUUUGUCCGGCGUAGCUGGUGUUGUUGUAGGGAAGGAUGGCUCGAAGGAUGGGUUACAGCUCUCAGAAGAAAGGCUCGGACAUGCGCUUGGUGUUCUACAGAGAAGAUCCCGCGAUUGUAUAUGAAGUGGGGCUCGAGGAACCCCUUCCGGGGAAUUGACGAGACUCAACAAGGUCCGAGCACGACCUGCUUUGCCGCCUCCUGGGAACUUUCCCUGGAAUUUACGGGAUCCCCACCAACCUUCAUUUGGCCCGGUGUGGAGCAUCGGGCGUCCCACAUACGGCGACAAUACGGUCUAUUUCCAGCAUGGCUGGAGCACAUCGAAGUUUGGACGGAAUGUUGUGCGGACGAGUAACCAAUGCUGAAACGACACACAACGUCGAAAGGAUGUAUUGGGAACAGACUCGUGGCGGGGACGACAGAAGGGAACCCAGAUCCUGAAACGGAUGGUGACGCGGUUUCUUGGACGUCCGCUGGGCCGCUGUGGGCUCCCGGAGAGCACGUAUGCAUGGCGUCGGAACAUGGGUAUCACGUGGUCGGUGAGGUACCCGCAUCUCAGGUGCUCGUGCGUGCAGAUGACAUAACCACCGCUUCCAUGCUUGUGCAUGCAAAUCCCAUAACCACCGGGCGUCACAAUCCUGGCGCAAGGUCUCCUGGAGAGGCUAGAAGGCGUUUGCGAGUACUUGGCCAAGCAGUACAAUCGGAAGCCCCACCAUGAUGGAACAGUCGCCCUCGGCAGACCUCGCAGAAACGAUAAUCAAGGACACGGAAGUGGUCGGGCGACAGAAAGGGAUUCAGGCCCUUGCAGGGAUGACUAUGCAGUUCCUUACGGGAAUCCGCAUCUCGUCCAUAGCACCAAGUAACGAGGGGUAUCGGCGGGAUGGCAAGUACAUGAAGAACGAAGAUCUCAAGAUUACCGUGCUUGGCCCCCAGCGCUGGAUGGUUUCUGUGACUUGCCGUUGGAUCAAGGGAAUGAUGACAAGUCGCAGCCAAAUCGAGCGAAUCUUCCAUCUCGAGCCCCCGAUGUUUGCGCACAACGUGAUCUUCGGGCCAACAUCGAUCAUGGUUCACCUGUUCCUUCGCGGCGAUCUUCCCUUCGACUCCUGGGAACAGCUGUUGGAUUAUGAAGGCGGCGAGAUUGCUAUCUCAAACCCUGAGCGCCCUUUCAUGGAAGAGAUACCUCGGCCUAUGUGGGCUUCCGGGCAGCACACAUGCCUGACGUCGCAACAUGGGUAUCACGCUUGCUCAAAUGUUCAACGGGGCUGCCGCAUCUGAGGUGCUGGUGCAUGCAGACGGCAUCACCACCGCUUCCAAGCAUUAUUCAAGAAACACUGGCGAUUAUGCCCUCACCGCUAUUAUCACGGGCGAGCACGAGGCUGCUGGUGAUGUGCAGUAUCAACGCAAACGCGCUCGGCAGCUCCUCACCUCACCUGCACUCCAUGCAGGUUUGCGUUCCACGUUUGGAACCAAACAGGCCUACGAUACCACUGAGCUGGUGAACGUGGACGAGCUGGAUUUGCCUCCUUGCAUUCCACUGGCGCGCGUGCGCAAACUCCAAAAGGCCGACGAGGAAUCGCGGGAGAAAAUCCAGCAAGAACUCUCGGAGACGACCGAGUUCUUGCAGUUCAAGGAGGUAUGGGACAAAGUCUGCCAGGAGGAUAGCAACCUGCAGACCGACGCCUAUCACCUCGACAAUCGGAAAUUCAAAUCAGAGCUUCGAAAGGCUCACAACCGCAAGGAUUUGGACCCGGACGCGUGGGUAGAGCUCAUCGAAAACUGUACUACGCUCUGGGACGCCUAUGUGAAGACUGUCGAGAAAGUUCGAUGCACUCAUGCAAAGCGGGCCAAGAGAGACGAGCUCUUCCUCAACAAAACGGCACCUCAAGGUCUCUCCUAUACCCACGCCGACCGUCAGGAGAUCAUCGAUCAGAUUGACGCGCCGAGUGGGGUCUUGGCUGAAGCGCUCGAGAUGCACAGAAGUGCAGUUUUGGAGGUCAGCUACGUAUAUCGCUUCUUCCUCUUCCGCCUUAAUUGCGUCGGGAGACAUAUCCGACUUCACCACCCUCAAUGUCGGCCCUGUGACAUCAGUCCAACGGGCAAAGUCGAAGAAACGAUCAGCAUCCGAGGUUCAGCAGCAGGAGGAAGAUGAUGAAAUCGAUGCGAUGCUGCGAGAGAUCGAUGAGCAGGAGAGAUUCGAUGAGACGGGUGAGGUGAACGUCCUGGGUUGCACCGCGGAAGAGAUGGUGAAGGCCUUCUUCCGCUUGCUGGUUGUACCCGCUCUUUAUGAGCGAAUAACCACAACAGACGUGGAUGGCAAGACAUAGGUGUUUGAGCACCCCUGCCAUGUGUGCACCGCCCUGGAGUUGUCCAACCUCCAGCCUUGGAAGUUGCCGGCAACUUAUGCGCGCCAUAUCCAAGAUAAGCAUACGAAAGGCCAGGAUGUUCUGGAUUCGUACUGCAAGAUUGGACAAGGAGGGCGUUUCCGGUGCCCGUUGUGUGCACAAACGCUCGUUAAAAAGAUGAAGUUGUUCCGCCACAUCGAACAACAGCAUGCGGAUGCCUCCGAAAUGGUCAUGAACGAGCGAAGCAUCGAUGAUAAGAUCAUCGCAGCGGCAGCUCAGGCUAGUGCAGCGAGCGACGGACAACUUAACCCUGCGUGGGACAGGUUGGUCCGCAUUGCUCCAGCGUUUGAACGUGCCCUAGAACAAGGGCGCAACUAUUUGCUUGUGUACAACAGCUAGUCAUGAUAAGAUGCUCUUGACCGCAAUUUUAGCAUUGUAUUCUAUAAUGAUGUUC